AUGCCGCCACCCUCAGACAUCGUCAAAGUGGCCAUCGAAUGGCCAGGUGCCAAUGCUCAGCUCCUGGAAAUUGACCAGAAACAGCCCCUGACAUCCGUCAUCAAGGAAGUUUGUGAUGGAUGGUCAUUGCCAAACCCAGAAUACUACACCCUCCGAUAUGCAGAUGGGCCUCAGCUCUACAUCACUGAACAGACACGCAGUGACAUUAAGAAUGGGACCAUCUUACAGCUGGCCAUCUCUCCGUCCCGGGCUGCACGCCAGCUGAUGGAGAGGACCCAGUCGUCCAGCAUGGAGACCCGACUGGACGCCAUGAAGGAGCUGGCCAAGCUCUCUGCUGACGUGACCUUUGCUACCGAGUUCAUCAACAUGGAUGGCAUUGUUGUCCUCACACGGCUUGUGGAGAGUGGAACCAAGCUCUUGUCACACUACAGUGAAAUGCUGGCAUUCACCCUGACUGCCUUCUUAGAGCUCAUGGACCAUGGCGUUGUCUCCUGGGAUCUGGUCUCAAUCACCUUUAUUAAGCAGAUUGCAGGGUACGUUAGCCAGCCAAUGGUGGACGUGUCGAUCCUUCAGAGGUCCCUGGCCAUCCUGGAGAGCAUGGUCUUGAACAGCCAGAGUCUGUACCAGAAGAUAGCAGAGGAAAUCACCGUGGGACAGCUGAUCUCACACCUGCAGGUUUCCAACCAGGAGAUUCAGACCUACGCCAUUGCACUGAUUAACGCGCUUUUCCUGAAAGCUCCCGAGGACAAGCGACAGGACAAGCACCUUAAUCCUCUAGACCUGCCUGUCACUGACAUGGCCAAUGCAUUUGCACAGAAGCACCUUCGCUCCAUAAUCCUGAAUCACGUGAUCCGAGGGAACCGCCCAAUCAAAACUGAGAUGGCCCAUCAGCUGUAUGUCCUGCAAGUCCUGACCUUUAACCUCUUAGAGGAGAGGAUGAUGACCAAAAUGGACCCCAAUGACCAAGCUCAGAGAGACAUUAUAUUCGAGCUGAGAAGGAUUGCAUUUGACGCAGAGUCCGACCCUGGCAGUGUCACCGGGAGUGGGACUGAAAAGCGCAAAGCCAUGUACACCAAAGACUACAAAAUGCUGGGAUUCACCAACCAUAUCAAUCCAGCAAUGGACUUUACCCAGACUCCUCCAGGAAUGCUGGCUUUGGACAACAUGCUGUACUUGGCUAAAGUCCAUCAGGACACCUACAUCCGGAUUGUUCUGGAGAACAGCAGCCGAGAAGACAAGCAUGAGUGCCCUUUUGGCCGCAGUGCCAUCGAGCUCACCAAGAUGCUCUGUGAGAUCCUGCAGGUUGGGGAACUGCCAAAUGAAGGGCGGAACGACUACCAUCCAAUGUUCUUUACCCACGAUCGAGCAUUUGAAGAGCUCUUUGGCAUCUGCAUCCAGCUGUUGAACAAGACCUGGAAAGAGAUGCGGGCCACUGCAGAGGACUUCAACAAGGUUAUGCAAGUGGUCCGAGAGCAGAUCACUCGGGCUUUGCCCUCCAAACCCAACUCCUUGGAUCAGUUCAAGAGCAAACUGCGCAGCCUGAGUUACUCGGAGAUCCUGCGUCUGCGCCAGUCGGAGAGGAUGAGUCAGGAUGACUUCCAGUCCCCACCGAUCGUGGAACUACGGGAGAAGAUCCAGCCCGAGAUUCUGGAGCUGAUCAAGCAGCAGCGCCUCAACCGGCUCUGUGAGGGUAGCAGCUUCCGGAAGAUUGGGAACCGCCGGAGGCAAGAACGAUUCUGGUACUGCCGCUUGGCCUUGAACCACAAGGUUCUGCACUAUGGUGACCUGGAUGACAACCCUCAGGGGGAGGUGACGUUCGAAUCCCUGCAGGAGAAAAUUCCUGUUGCAGACAUUAAAGCCAUUGUCACUGGGAAAGACUGUCCCCACAUGAAAGAGAAGAGUGCUCUGAAGCAGAACAAGGAGGUACUGGAGUUGGCUUUCUCUAUCCUGUAUGACCCUGACGAGACCUUAAACUUCAUUGCACCCAACAAGUAUGAGUACUGCAUCUGGAUUGAUGGCCUCAGUGCCCUUCUGGGGAAGGACAUGUCCAGUGAGCUGACCAAGAGUGACCUGGACACGCUGCUGAGCAUGGAGAUGAAGCUGCGGCUCCUGGACCUAGAGAACAUCCAGAUCCCUGAGGCGCCGCCGCCAGUGCCCAAGGAGCCCAGCAGUUAUGACUUCGUCUAUCACUACGGCUGAGCCUGGCGCUGGAGGCCACAGCGCCCGGGAAGGGAUUUGGGGCCCAGGUGACACUCACAGUCUGGUGCCUUGGCUUUUGUUUGUACAGAAUCUGUAGUGACCAUGGUGGCCAAUCAACGGCAGUCAUUCCUC
This is a messenger RNA of Chrysochloris asiatica (Cape golden mole), 2331 nucleotides long. It is a transcript of the gene ELMO2, whose product is annotated as engulfment and cell motility 2. The transcript is spliced from 21 exons. NCBI's taxonomy places the organism in Eukaryota, Metazoa, Chordata, Mammalia, Afrosoricida, Chrysochloridae. The record is from RefSeq and is a predicted model, not a curated record. Bases 1 to 2199 code for a protein of 732 amino acids. Gene Ontology annotation, biological process: actin filament organization; cell motility.